Alternaria incomplexa is the source of this 1317-nucleotide messenger RNA. RefSeq lists its product as uncharacterized. The record is from RefSeq and is a predicted model, not a curated record. Bases 1 to 1317 code for a protein of 438 amino acids. Gene Ontology annotation, molecular function: iron ion binding; oxidoreductase activity. Lineage: Eukaryota; Fungi; Ascomycota; Dothideomycetes; Pleosporales; Pleosporaceae. The transcript is spliced from 2 exons. Gene Ontology annotation, biological process: lipid biosynthetic process.
AUGGCGAGCGCAAACAUCACGUCCUACGACCUCCCGCCGCUUCCCGAAUACACCCUCGAGCCCCUUCAGCCUCUCACAUCGUGGGUCUCCGAUGCAUUCAUACAAGCCGCACUGCCUGUCGUCGGAUACUGGGUCGUCUCUCUGGUUUUCCACGUCAUUGACGUGUACGACUUCUUCCCGCAGUAUCGGCUGCACACGCCAGCAGAGGUUCUGAAGCGCAACCAUGUUUCACGCUACGAAGUGCUGCGCGACGUCAUACUCCAGCAAGUCAUUCAGAUUCUCGCAUCCUUCAGCCUUUCUUUAAUCGACGAGGCGCCGACAACCGGCAAAGCCGAGUACGAUGUGGCCUGGUACGCGCAGAAGCUCAGACUUGCCCAGCGCGCGGUUCCUUACGUCUUGUCCGCGGUAGGCGUCAACCCGAUCGCGCUGGCUUCCAAGGUCGCUACCUCGCAACCGAUACUUUCUUCCGUUGUCAUCGGUGGCAAAUACCCCGCGCUGCUGCAGACAGCGACAGUUGCGGGCGAGCAGACUCUCGUCCCCGCCUUUGCUUCUUGGGAAAUGGCCGUGGCUAGCUUUGCGUACUGGUAUGCCAUACCUGCCAUCCAAUUCAGUGCUGCCAUAGUCAUCAUGGACGCGUGGGAGUACAUGCUGCACCGUGCCAUGCACCUGAACAGGUGGUUAUAUGUAACGUUCCAUUCGCGGCAUCACCGUCUCUAUGUGCCAUAUGCCUACGGCGCUCUGUACAACCACCCGAUCGAAGGAUUCGCGCUCGAUACUCUGGGUGCUGGCUUGAGCUAUCUGCUUACCGGCAUGACAAUGCGACAGUCGAUGUGGUUCUUCACUGGCUCUACCAUCAAGACAGUGCUUGAUCACGGCGGUUACGCAUUCCCCUACGACCCUAUCCACUGGAUCUUCCCCAACAAUGCCGCUUACCACGACAUUCAUCACCAGAGCUGGGGUAUCAAGACAAACUUUUCGCAACCCUUCUUCGUAUACCUCGACCGACUUGGCGGGACAAUGUACAAAGGCGAUGUGACUGCCAAAUAUGAGCGUGCUCGUCUUACAGCACAGCAGAAGGUCGACCAAGAAAAAGAGAACGAAGCUACCGCAGUACCCAUGUCGACCGCGGCAGCCUCGGGCCUGACACAGGACGAGGGUGUAGUGCCACAAGGCGCAUCGACACCUCGCAUCUCGCGCAAGAAGGCUAGCAGCAUCUCAUCAACGGCUGGCACAAAUUUCAAAGAUUUGACGAACAAGGUCAAUCAAAACCUGCACGGCAGGAGAGCCAAUGUUCUGGGGUUGGAAAGCUCACAUUAA